AUGUGGUCUCUUGAAAUUCAUCGCUUCCCUUAUGCAUUAUUCGUCCAGCAACCCCGUAAAGGAUUCUGUCAGUCCCUGCAGAAAUUGAAGAAUGGGUUAACCAAAAAACUUCCUAAACACCCUAAGCGAACACACAACCGCACCACUGCGGUCCAGAACGUUGACAUUGAAGGGGCUUUGUUGAGUCAGAAGUCGAGGCCACUCUAUCCUUCCAACGACAACAAGCAUCUCACCACAUCUCAGAUUCCCAGCGACUCCGUGAACCAAGGGCUGUCUGGAGAGCCUGCUUCACAGGCUACUCCUUCCGGCGAGGAGGAAGAACCUGAUCCUCAAUUAGUUGAUGUUGAACUUCAGGGUGCUUGUGAUGGUAUGCAAAGCAUGGAAUUACUCGGGAAACAUGCAGCUCCUAUGAAAUCCGCCGCCGGCAAUGCCUCAGCGAGUCUUGCUGUCGCAGAUGAUUUUGAGGCGGCGUAUCUCCAACCCCUAAAGAUGAUCGGUAGUGUCCUUGAGAAGAUUGCGGAUGUACAUCCAUACGCAAAGACGGUACUGGGUAUGCUAUCUGCUGUAUCCAAAAUUAUGAUUGCCCAAGCAGAGUGGGACAAAUAUACUCUUAAUCUUCUCAAGAAGUUGGCUGAUUGA
Messenger RNA from Suillus discolor, 639 nucleotides. RefSeq lists its product as uncharacterized. Lineage: Eukaryota; Fungi; Basidiomycota; Agaricomycetes; Boletales; Suillaceae. The record is from RefSeq and is a predicted model, not a curated record. The transcript has 6 exons. The coding region runs from base 1 to 639 and encodes 212 amino acids.